UUUAGUUUAAAUCAAGUCUUGUAGAGAUAAAUGUACUUUGUUCACUAGGGAACUACUGAUUCCAAUGCACUUUCGGUGGUUUUCCAGCACUGCCAUUCACCGCGACCGCAUUCAUUUCGAAGAACGUGCGCUGGAAGCAACAACAAAAAACUCUGAUAAUUACAGUUAACAACAACAACAACAACAAACAGUUGCAGCAUUGUUGUCAAUCUUCGAGUAGAAUCAAUCAAGUGUGCCUGUGUGUGACGUCACAAUAACUGUAGCAGCCAUGUAUGCCAGUAUGAGCGAUGAUGACAGAGAUAUUGAUAUUGAGAGUGACGACGAUGGCGACUCGGAUACGGGGUUGGGUUCGUCUCGUCACACGAAUACAGCAAAUUUUACACAGGCCGAGAAGCGAGCACACCAUAACGCGCUGGAGAGACGGAGAAGAGAUCACAUAAAGGAGAGCUUCACCAACCUGCGUGAGGCAGUGCCCACGCUGAAGGGGGAGAAGGCUAGUCGUGCUCAAAUACUCAAGAGGACCACGGAAUGCAUACAGACUAUGAGGAAGAAAAUCAACGACAAUCAAAAAGACAUUGACGAGAUCAAGAAACAGAACAUCCAACUGGAUCAGCAGAUUCGUGCCAUGGAAGGUGGCAUGAAUGGUGAUGUCUACGGCGAUCUCCAGAGCGAAGAUGAUGUGUGCAGUGACGACGUAGAGGACGAGGAUCUGGAACUGCCCGAUUCCAGUAGACGCAAUAAAAAGAUGAAAACCUUCCAUGCAUAGCUGCCAAUUAUGUGAAUUAACAUAUUUUAGCUAUAAGCCCAUGAAAUUAUGUGCAUUAUCAUAACGAGGGUAACGAGUCGAGUCCAAAAAGUGUGUCCCUCCGUCGCCACCAAAUCCUCCAAAUUCUACCUUAAUGUGUGCACACAUGUGUGUGCGUAUCUUUUGUACUUUGAACAAAGCUUUGCUCCAUUAAUUAAUUAAGAUUGAAAGUAUAUAUUUUA
Drosophila obscura is the source of this 987-nucleotide messenger RNA. RefSeq names its product protein max (gene Max). The coding region runs from base 269 to 766 and encodes 165 amino acids. Gene Ontology annotation, molecular function: protein dimerization activity; DNA-binding transcription factor activity. The record is from RefSeq and is a predicted model, not a curated record. Gene Ontology annotation, cellular component: RNA polymerase II transcription regulator complex. The transcript is spliced from 5 exons. NCBI's taxonomy places the organism in Eukaryota, Metazoa, Arthropoda, Insecta, Diptera, Drosophilidae. Gene Ontology annotation, biological process: positive regulation of transcription by RNA polymerase II.